Messenger RNA from Saccharomyces eubayanus, 3693 nucleotides. RefSeq names its product Sip3p (gene SIP3). NCBI's taxonomy places the organism in Eukaryota, Fungi, Ascomycota, Saccharomycetes, Saccharomycetales, Saccharomycetaceae. Gene Ontology annotation, cellular component: cytoplasm; plasma membrane; endoplasmic reticulum. Gene Ontology annotation, molecular function: protein binding. The record is from RefSeq and is a predicted model, not a curated record. The coding region runs from base 1 to 3693 and encodes 1230 amino acids. The transcript has a single exon.
AUGCCCGUCCAAGGGACUGAUCCUAAAAAGAGGCAAUUAAGGCUGAUAUCGGUGGCAUUCAAGGAAGCGUCUAUCGAUUCACCUUCCUUUCGUGCCUCUGUGAAUUUCUUCCAAACCAGAGUGGAUGCAUUAGAGGAUUGGGUAGAGAAAACGGUGGACUUUUUUGAUCAGAAGUACAAGGUGUCCUUUGAAGAUUUUCAGCGGGCCAAAGAAACUCUACUAUCACAAUUGUUACCUUCUCCUGUCCUAUUAAGUAACGGUUUUGUCAGCAACCAAUCUUUUACCCCCCAACUGGUAGACAGUUUUAACAAGGACUACUACGAUUUUUCGGUCAAACUGUUAAAAAUUGUAAAGGGCGAUGAUUCCAGCCAUUCAACUGCUUUAUUGGAACUGAUGACUAAUGCAGUUGAACCAUACAGAAAUGUAAGAAAAAAUUUUGAUAUUUACCAAGGGAAAUAUGACAGCAUGUUGGCAUCAUACCAAGCUAUAAAGGUUUCCAGUACCAGUUUAGAACCUUCCUCUAUAAAGAAUGAUGCUUUGGAGUUAUUUGAAGUCCAAAAAAGUUAUCUGAAAGCCUCUUUAGAUCUCAUAAGCGCUAUAUCAGUAGUAAAAUUAAGCUUAGACAAAUUUAUAUAUGAGUCAAUGAAGGUACUAAAAUGUAAGAGCAUCCUUGCAACGAAAGAUUCCGGAAAAAAAAUCGAUUUAUCUCCUUGUAUGAAUGACUACUUGGACAGUUACUCCAUAUGGGUGGAAAAUUCAAUUGAAGGCUCCAAAGUUUUGAAUUCUGACAUUAUUCAUGCCAAAAAGCAAGCCUAUGGUUACACUCUAAAAAGAAUUACCCCAUCCAACGACACGAGUGACUAUAAUAUCAGAUCGCUACAUUCUUCAAAACUAAUAUCGAAAGAUACAGAGGCACCUUCAAAAUCGCCUGAAAAAUUUGGAUGGCUCUACAUGAAAACGCAAGUUGGCAAGCCAAGUAGAGAGAUAUGGGUCAGAAGAUGGUGCUUUUUAAAAAAUGCCGUAUUUGGUAUGUUUCUUUUAUCGCCCUCGAAGACCUAUGUAGAGGAAACAGAUAAGUUUGGUGUUUUCCUUACUAAUGUGCGUUAUGACCCAGAAGAAGAUAGGAAGUUUUGUUUUGAGGUAAAAAUCUUUGGUAAUAGAGUAACGGAUUUACAUGGUAAUAUAUCAAGGGAUAUCACGCUGGUUUUCCAAACAUCCAAUUUCCGAGACUUAAAAUCAUGGUUAAAUGCAUUUGAAUUGACAAAGAAGUACGUUAUGAACUUACAGCAUAAURGUCUUGAAUACGAGCUCGCGUUUAAAAGAUUUUCUCCAAAAUAUUUUGAAUUUGCCUCUAGUACGACUACCUCUAUAGAUCAAUUGAUAACAACUUUUGACAAAGAGACCGAGUCUUUAUAUGAUACAUUAAACUGUUCAUUAUCCGAGUAUGAUAUUCUGACUUUGGGAGAGGAGAAAGUUUUUCAAUUUCAAAUGCCUACGACGCCAAUAUCUACUAAAAUGACACAGUUGGCUAUAUUGUCAAACUUCCUCACAAAGGGUAGUUGGUUUCCUAAUGCGGUGCUUGCAAAUGUAUGGGGCACCACGGAUUGGAGCGAGUACACUAUAUUACCAAGCAAAGGAAAGAAGCCUUCUUCACUUUUAACAAACGACGGUAAAAGGCUACCGAUAAGAAAUUCUACUGUAUAUCCCCAUUAUUAUUCUAAUGAGUUGAAGGUUCUUGAUCUGCAGUUCAAAUCACUUGUCUUUUCACCGGACCAAAGAUUAGAGAAACUACCUGAAGAACUUUUAUUAUUCAAAUUUGAAGCAUUUUGGUGCCCCAACAAAAGACAAAAGUUUUCGGCAACUUGUUUCUGCACAAAGGAUUAUAUUUAUUGCUACAUGAACUCUAUGGAGUUCAUCUGUCUCACGAACAUCAAUCUAGCUGAUAUUGUUUCAGUAGAAACCGAUAAGACAUCAAAGAAAACUUUAAAAUUUUAUGAUGCCAGCGGUUUACAGAUGAAGGCAAUAAUCUUGUUUACUGACUAUAAACUCAUUGCCUCUAAAUUGCAGUGCCUUUUGGAAAACAAGGCUUCAAAAAAUCCAAAUGGCAAUGAAGAAAUAUUAGUGAAACUUGAGCAGAUGGAGAAGGAUUUUCAAGAGAAAAAGCAAGAAGAAUCAAAUAAAGCAGAAAAAGAAGAAAAUUCCAAUAAUAAGGCUAUGAACAGUAUAUCCAAAAUGAUAGGAUCUCAUGUAACGUUUUGGGAGAUGCCUGAUGACGCAUCUUCUUUAUUGAACAGGCUCAAAAAACUUCAAACAGAAUACACAACUACAUAUGAUCACGAGUAUGAAAUUUCCAGCAAAGGAUUGGUUCAUAUAUUAUUUGGUGACAAGUCGGGAGCCUUUCCAAAAUGUCUAUUUCUAGCAAGAAAAAAUACGAAAGAAAACAUCAAAUCGUUUUGGCAUAAAGAAAAAGAUGCCAAGGACAGAUUACAAUUGGUUCGUAAAAUACCAUUCCGAUUGGAUAUGACUGACAACUUCUUGAAUACUGGAAAAUAUCUCAGAGAUAGAGAAUCCAAACCAAUUUUUGUUACUCAAAGAAUUGUCGAUAUUGUUGAAAACAAAUAUUAUGAAAUUGAUCUGGAUCCCAUUUUUAUUAAAGUGCCAUUUUGUCAUCUACUAAGAAUUUCAGUCAAGUUUGUCAUAUCCGAGUCAUAUGAUACCGAUAACCGUUUAGAAAUUAAACUGAAUCUGACGGCAAAUAGUUCUCUACUCCAUGUUUUGUACAAACUAGAGUACAUUGAUAGUAGAACUGGGGAAGUAGUAAAGAAAUUAUCUUUGGCGGAGAUGGUGUGCCAAAACUGGGUAUUAAAAUUUACAUAUAGCGAAUUCCUACUGAUAAGAAAAGUGAUACGGUACUAUUUAGAGAGAAUUGGCAAGCAUGGGAAAGUUAUUAAGGCUGUUAAGCUAUGUGGUAUUUUAGGCGUUUCUAACAGUAAAAAUGAAGAACCAACCGGUGACAAGAGCGAUAAAUUUGAGAAAAGUGAAAAGAUUCAAUAUGACAUAAAGUAUUCAUGCACUAUUUUGUUCUUAAUAUUCAUUAAACUGAUGGUUUACAGGAUUACCAAUUUAACAUUUGUAUUUUUUAGGAUAUUGAUUGGUAUCUUAUUGUUGUUUGCUGAAAAAUUCUCGCAUAUUAAUCGGAAAAUGGUAAUUGGGUUGUUAGCAUCUAUUAUGUUUAGCGUGUUUUUAUCAGGAAGAGCAUCAGUUUCCUACUGGUCCGUAAAGAGGGCUGAAAAAAUAUUCCAGGAUCGCCUCGGAUCAGAUAAAUUCACAAUGAAAAGAGCCAUUUACAUAAGUGAUUCAGAUCUACUGACCAAUCAAUUAUCAGUUACACCGGAUAGUCCCAUUUUUGAAAAGUUCAGUGACGGCAGUUUCACUAAAGAUUGCCAGUACAGGGAAACGCGGAAAGAGUUGGCGAUGAGGAGGAACGAACUGUUGAUCGAAUUAAGGAUACUGCAAGACAUGGAGAAACAGCUAGUACAGGGUGACUAUAAAAAGUUUUUAUCAGACGAAAUUGAUAAAUGUUCGAUGGUGUCGAUAGAAAUGGCUGAUCUUUGGUCGAAUGACACACAAUUGCAGAAAUACUGCCUCAAUUGUGACGAAGAGCUUAAAAAAUUGGGAUCAUCCCUAAUAUGA